GGAAGUAAAAAAGUCAUACAACAACCGGUCGAGCACACAUCAGUCUGGCAGCAGCGCCAACGAUGAGUGCGCACCACCGUGGCGAUGACUUGGAGGACGACUACGUGCCAGAUGAUUUGGUAGCAUCAUCUGGGGAAGAAGAGGAUGCUCUCGCGUCACACGUUCCUGCCAGUGACGACAUUGGCGGCCUUCUGAGCGCGGACGAGGACGCGGAGCAAGAGUCAGCCGCACUAGCAAAGAGAAAGCGGAGAGAAAAGGAAAAGGAAAGGAAGACCAAAAAGAGAAAACUGGUGGAGACCAGAGACGACGACGAGGCCCCUUCAGUGGCAGCACAACCUCCACACGAACUCGCUGGCUAUUUAUCUUCCAUUCAAGCCAAGGCAUACCCUGCCAAGUCUACACUGGAGCUUCUGGAUAUAUCUAUUCCAGAAACCUCAAUUGUGGACACGACAUCAUGGACGGAAUCGAGGUCAUUGGACCGUCUAGUCGAAUUCAUCAUCAAAGUCCUUCCACCUCUUCACAAGAGGCUGCGGCAGCGGCCGAAAGCCUCUGGCUCACCGACGUUGCUAUUCAUAGCUGGUGCUGCCUUGCGGGUGGCGGAUAUCACCAGAGUUCUCAAGGAUAGGAAACUCCGUGGUGAGAAGGGUGGGGACGUUGCUAAGUUGUUUGCCAGACACAUAAAGUUGGAAGAGCAUGUUACCUAUCUCAGACGGACAAAGAUAGGUAGUGCUGCUGGCACGCCGGCACGAGUUGGCAAAUUACUCUGUGAAACAGGUAAGGACGCCCUUUCCGUGGCCCAGCUGACGCACAUCAUGUUGGAUGUCUCCUAUCAAGAUGCGAAGAAACGCAAUCUAUUUGACAUACCGGAAACUCGCGAUGAAGUUAUCCGCUCUGUUCUUGGGGCACCGGAACUGCUCCAAGGCAUCAAGGAAGGAAGGAUCCAGGUCGUCUUGUUUUAG
Pisolithus orientalis is the source of this 959-nucleotide messenger RNA. RefSeq names its product U3-containing 90S pre-ribosomal complex subunit-domain containing protein. The coding region runs from base 63 to 959 and encodes 298 amino acids. The record is from RefSeq and is a predicted model, not a curated record. The transcript is spliced from 5 exons. Lineage: Eukaryota; Fungi; Basidiomycota; Agaricomycetes; Boletales; Pisolithaceae. Gene Ontology annotation, cellular component: nucleus; 90S preribosome.